AUGUGUGACGACUCUGAUUAUGAGGAAGUUAAUUCAAUGUCAUUCAAAGAACUAAUGACAUUACACAAGGAUGUUUUAGAAAUCACAAGAAGUAAUGCUCUAGCAUUAGAAAAAAAAAUGUCGUCAUCACCAAAACCACCAAAUAUUUUAUACACUGCAAAAGGGGUGCAAUUAUCAAGAAAAACAAAUUGGAAUUUGUGCAAAAGAUGCUGGAACAAUUUACAUGGAGGAUCAGGUGACGAUAACGUCUGUACUUAUUCACCAUGCGAGGUCCCAUUUAAGGAAAUGUAUUUAAGGCCUGAAGAAUUAUUAAGAUCAUUGG
This is a messenger RNA of Entrophospora candida, 322 nucleotides long. Lineage: Eukaryota; Fungi; Glomeromycota; Glomeromycetes; Entrophosporales; Entrophosporaceae. The record is from the annotation of a GenBank genome assembly.